Malania oleifera is the source of this 2017-nucleotide messenger RNA. RefSeq names its product clathrin coat assembly protein AP180. Gene Ontology annotation, molecular function: clathrin heavy chain binding; 1-phosphatidylinositol binding; phosphatidylinositol-4,5-bisphosphate binding. The record is from RefSeq and is a predicted model, not a curated record. The transcript has a single exon. Gene Ontology annotation, cellular component: clathrin-coated pit; clathrin-coated vesicle. Lineage: Eukaryota; Viridiplantae; Streptophyta; Magnoliopsida; Santalales; Ximeniaceae. The coding region runs from base 159 to 2009 and encodes 616 amino acids. Gene Ontology annotation, biological process: clathrin coat assembly; clathrin-dependent endocytosis; vesicle budding from membrane.
UCUUGAUUCUACCAAAUCAAAACAGAACUGCAAAAUAACAAAUAAAGAGAACAACAAAAAUUAUUUCUACCAUCUUGAAAAGCCUGAACUCUACCUUCGCCGGUAAACCUAUCUCAUCAUCCGCCGCCACCAAUCGAGUUGCGACACCAACCGCAGCCAUGCCAAGCAAGCUGAGGAAGGCGAUCGGCGCCGUGAAAGACCAAACCAGCAUCAGCCUGGCCAAGGUCUCUCCGACUGCCAACUCUUCGAGCCUGGGCAUCGCCAUCCUUAAGGCCACCACCCACGACGAAGUCCCCAUGGACGACCGCUACGUUUGCGAAGUCCUCGAGCUGGUCGCCGCCAGCAAGAACAAUGCCGCCGCCUGUGCUCAUGCCGUCGGCAAGCGCAUCAGCCGCACGCGCAAGUGGAUCGUCGCCCUCAAAUCCCUCAUGCUCGUCCUCCGGAUCUUCCAGGACGGCGACCCUUUCUUCCCCCGCGAAGUCCUCUACGCCAUGAAACGCGGCGCCAAAAUCCUCAACCUCUCCAACUUCAGGGACGACUCCAACUCCAGCCCCUGGGACUACACCGCCUUUGUCCGCACCUUCGCUCUUUAUCUCGACGAGCGCUUGGAUUGCUUCCUCAUGGGCAAGCUACAGCGCCGGUUUGUCGCUUAUACCCGGGGGAGGCCGGACGACCACCGCAACAGCCGGCGGGCGAAGGAGCCCGUCCGGGACAUUAAACCUGCGAUUCUGCUCGAAAAAAUAACCUACUGGCAGCGGUUGCUGGACCGCGCAAUUGCCACCCAGCCGACCGGCGCCGCCCGGUCCAACCGUUUGGUGCAGAUUUCACUGUACGCGAUCGUGCAGGAGAGUUUUGACCUGUACCGGGACAUUUCUGACGGGCUGGCGCUCCUUCUCGACAGCUUCUUCCACCUGCAGUACCAGUCCUGCGUCAAUGCCUUCCAGAAUUGCGUUAAGGCCUCCAACCAAUUCGAACAGCUCUGCGCCUUCUACGAUCUGUGCAAGAGCAUUGGGGUUGGGAGGACUUCGGAAUACCCAAGCGUCCAGAAGAUAUCUCACGAGCUCAUAGAUACUUUAUGCGAGUUUUUGAAAGACCAAGCUUCUUUCCCGACGAACGGGAAACUGCCCACUCCGAAUUUGUUUCUCCCGGCGGCGACACCGGGGCCGCAGGGUUCUUCCAGAUCUGUUGGUUCAUGCUCCGAUCUCGGCGAAGGAAACGACCCGGAAGCCAUGUCGGAACCGACAGAGAGAUUUUCCGACAAAGAGUCUGGGUCUAGUUCGCGGUGCCCCUCCUCCGACGAUUUAAUUAGUACCGCGGAAACCGAGGCGACAGCGGCGGACGAUGAGGAGUCCGUUUGUUCAGUAUUCGACCAGAGAACAAGCUCGUCCGUUGACCUUGCGUCCUUGGAUGACCCUCGGCCACAACAAAUUCGCAAAACAGAGGAGGAAGAACAAAAGGAACAAGCAGAGCAGGAACACCAAGAAGAAGAACGAGAACCGGAAACCUCCGGCGCCGGCGGUUGGGAGCUGGUGCUGUUCGAAACCACCACAAAAUCGGCGCCGAUUACGACUGCUUCUGCCGUUGAUAACGCGGGACACAGUUUCUGCGCUUCUUUCGACGAUCAGAACGCUUUGCACCACACUAACCCAUUUAACCCAUUUCUUCAGGAUGAAAUGGCGAGUGGCGCCGCGGGUGCAUUUUCAAUGGCUUCGACAUUUCAGGCGGCACCGACGUUCAGCGCGAGCAGUCCGGAGGAGACGACGACGGGGUUUCGGGCGCAGGAGAACGACCUUUUCGCUGCCCCGACGUUCAGCGCGAGCAGUCCGGAGACGACGACGUUUCAGGGGCAGGAGAACGACCCUUUCGCCCCGUGUGCCGCUGCUUCGACGGUCGGCGCCCAUGAUCCGAAGGGUGAAGAGGGGAGCUCGGAUCAGCAGAAUAACCUGCUGCAGGAGCAGCAGUUGUGGUUGCAGCACCAAAACGCGAUCAUAGGAAAGCGGUGUUCUUGACAACUGAA